Molecule: messenger RNA, 1908 nt
Organism: Aspergillus steynii IBT 23096
Lineage: Eukaryota; Fungi; Ascomycota; Eurotiomycetes; Eurotiales; Aspergillaceae
Product: glycoside hydrolase family 16 protein
Exons: 3
Coding region: 290-1573 (427 amino acids)
Biological process (GO): fungal-type cell wall organization; carbohydrate metabolic process
Cellular component (GO): fungal-type cell wall
Molecular function (GO): glycosyltransferase activity; hydrolase activity, hydrolyzing O-glycosyl compounds
Source: RefSeq, a predicted model, not a curated record
CAGGGGAUGGUCCGGUCUAGUCGCCUUUUAGUGAAUGGGGUACCUGCCUGCCCAGCGUAUAUUAAUGCACCUCGAUGUCACCGAGCGCCUUCCGUCCAUUCACUCAACUUUCUCUCCCAAGCAACGAGGUCAUCGUUACCUGGACUGGACGGUCGUUUUCUGGUGGUUGUUUUCUUUCAUCUCUCUUUCCUCGGUUCACUCAUACCCCUUCUGCACAACUCUUUGCUAUUUAUUUAAUCCGGCUCUGAUCGCCUGUCCACACUCGUUCGUCGAGCAGUGUUAAUUCGCCAUGCAUUUCAAAUACGCCGCUCUCGCACUGUCUGCAGUGCUACCGUUCUCCUCGGCGCAGACCUACUCGGACUGCAACCCUCUUAAGAAGACCUGCGACCCCGUCAGCGGUCUGGACACGGACUCCUAUACCGCCGACUUCACCUCGGGUGAAGGUGCUCUCGACAAAUGGAAGACCACCGGCGGUAAGGUCUCGUUCGGCUCGGACGGAGCUGAGUUCACCAUCAACAAGAAAGGUGAUGCUCCCACCAUCGACACCAACUUCCACCUCUUCUUCGGUAAGGUCGAGGUGACCCUGAAGGCGGCGCCUGGAACCGGUGUCGUCAGCAGCAUUGUCCUUGAAUCGGACGUCCUUGACGAGAUUGACUGGGAAGCUCUCGGUGGAGACACCACUCAGAUCCAGACCAACUACUUCGGCAAGGGCGACACCUCGUCCUAUGACCGGGCCACCUUUGAGACCGUGGCUACUCCCCAGGAGACCUUCCACACCUACACGAUUGACUGGACCAAGGAGAAGAUGUCCUGGGCCAUCGAUGGUAACGUCGUGCGCACCGUUGCCUACAACGACGCCAAGGGUGGCACUCGCUUCCCCCAGACCCCCAUGCGUCUGAGACUGGGUAUCUGGGCCGGUGGUGACUCGGACAACGCCGAGGGCACCAUCCAGUGGGCUGGUGGUAAGACCGACUACAACGGCGCUCCCUACACCAUGUACGUCAAGGACGUCAAGGUCACCAACUACAACCCCGCCUCCUCCUACACCUACACCGACAACAGCGGCUCGUACGACAGCAUCAAGAAGGGCGACGCCAAGGUCUCCGAGUCGUCGUCGACCUCUUCGGAGUCCAGCAGCACCGGCAGCACCCUGACCACCAGCGUUUCUUCCGCCUCUAAGACCGAGGCCGAGGCCGCCACUACGACUGCCGCUGCCACGACGACCGGCGGCUCGACCGCCACUGGUACCGGCGCUGGUGCCGCUUCCGAGACUGGCUCUGCUGCUACCACCGCCGGGGCUGCCACUACUGCUGGCGCUGGUUCGUCCACCGGCACCCAGACCGGCUCUGCUGAAUCUGGCAGCGAGACUGGCGCCGGCUCCGGCUCCGGCUCCGGUGCUGUCAUCAACUCCAGCGCCAGCGGUGUCAACCCCUCGGGCACUCCCUCUCCUUCCGGCUCGGUCUCCGGGGCCAGCCCCUCUCCCAGCCUGUUCCACGGAGCCGCCGCUCCUUCGACGGGCACCUCCAUGGUCUUGGCCAUUCUGGGUCUGAUGACCGCCAUGCUGCAGUUGUAAGCGGUGGGGACUUUCGAGCCAAACUUAAUAUUUUGACGGAGAGGAGAGUUUGGCCAUCUGUUUCUUGUUUCUAUUUCCGGGAGACGGGAUUGAAUCCCCUCCCGAUUCUAUGUAUCGUUACCCCUUUUGUUCUUGUAGUUCUAAGUACAUACAGACAGACACAUAAGAAAGCGCGCAGCUGCCCAUGGCUCGCCAGCGACCGUCUCUUUUUGACCUUGGUUUAUUGUUUUCUUUGGUCUGGCUUUGCUUUGGAGGAACGCGGGAUCAAACACUCUCCGUGCUGGUUUGCGGCGAAGCAUGACUCAUGCUAUUUAUGGAAGGUCCCUGAAUGGAGC